Calliphora vicina (urban bluebottle blowfly) is the source of this 1547-nucleotide messenger RNA. RefSeq lists its product as uncharacterized. Bases 75 to 1418 code for a protein of 447 amino acids. Gene Ontology annotation, molecular function: metal ion binding. The record is from RefSeq and is a predicted model, not a curated record. The transcript has a single exon. NCBI's taxonomy places the organism in Eukaryota, Metazoa, Arthropoda, Insecta, Diptera, Calliphoridae.
AUGAAGCAUUUGUUUUCAUAUUUCACUGUAUGGUGGUUUCAUAAAUAAAUUUAUUAAAUUAAAAAGCAAAUAAAAUGGUUUUGUGUAAAUUUUUCCAACAAGGUUCAUGUCGCUUCGGUUCCAAGUGCGUCAAUGAACACUUUGAUGUUAAACAGGUAAUCAAAACAGAUGUCGAAUCAGCGAUCAAUGGCAAGCAGUGGCCCUUAUCCACUUAUGGACCAUUCAAGGAUAAACCUUCCAUUCCCAAUUUUAUAGAAGAUCAAUCAUUUGAAGAAGUACGCAUGUUGUGUUACGAGGCAAAACAAAAGAAUUUUUUCGAUCAAUUUCAUCAACAAUUCAACAAGGAGGCCUUGGAGGCCAGUAAUAAAAUGAAGGCACUACUGCAAAUGACACCGGAUAUUAUAGAUGUUGCCAUUAAUAUAUACGACUUGCCCUCGGAUGCAAGUUGUAGUGGCGUAGGGGCUGGAAAAACAACUAAUACUACUAAUAGCAACAAUCCUUUUGGAAUGGCAAAUGCUCCUGCAACAAAUGCUGGCUCCAUAUUUGCUAAGUCUAACACAAAUACCACCAUUAAUGCAACAAACAAUUUAUUUGGAAACAAUAAUACAUUCGGAGCAACCACCCAAGCAACACCGGGUAUAUUUGGAAAUUCUUCAGGUUUUACUACCCAGCCACAACAGCAGCAGACUUCAAUAUUUGGUCAAGCCGCUAAGCCAGCCAAUUCUAUAUUUGGUGGUGGUACAACUACUAAUGCUCAACAAAAAUCUUCAAUAUUCGGUCAGCAACAGGCUCAGCCAAGUGUUUUUGCUUCCUCUGGACCCCAACAACAACAAGCAUCAGCUGGAUUAUUUGCACAGCAAAAUCAAUUUGUACAACAACAGCCUCAACAAAAUUCCAAUAUUUUUCGACAGGCCACUCAACCUCAACAAGGUUUAUUUGCUCAAGCUGCACAAACAAUGCAACAACCACAACAGCCUCAGCAGCAACAAGGACUAUUUGCUCAGGCUGCCCAACAAACAUUGGGUCAAAAUCCACAAGCAGGACAAGGUCUAUUUGCACAAGCAGCCCAACAAUCCCAAAAUAUAUUUGGACAAGCCAUGCAGCAGCAACAACAAACGACUAACACAAACAUAUUUCAACAAAAUUCACCCAAUUCAGGACAACAAACAAACUCAAAUAUGUUUCAACAAACCCAACAACAAGCGCCAACUCAACAGCCACCCUCUGGCCUAUUCCAACAAGCCGCACUGCAGACUCAGAAUUCUGCAGCUCAAAGUAACCAAUUAACCAAUGUCAGCCCAACUUUAUACAGUCGUCUAGAAGAUUUGACGGCUGAUGAAAUAGAAGCUUUUAAAGAUAUUUGUUUUCAACCUGGAAAAAUACCAUUUAAUCCACCACCUAGAGAAUUAAUUCAUUAAAAUUAGAAAAUGUAAUAAAACAAAAUGUAUUUUAUAGUCAUCAAUUGUGUAACCUUUUUCAGAGAUUAAGAUCAGAAAUAAACAAUGUAAGAAUAGUUUGGAACAUACAUUUCAAAGUUAACUUUAAAA